This is a messenger RNA of Microtus oregoni (creeping vole), 2170 nucleotides long. RefSeq names its product tyrosyl-DNA phosphodiesterase 2-like. Gene Ontology annotation, cellular component: cytoplasm; PML body. The record is from RefSeq and is a predicted model, not a curated record. NCBI's taxonomy places the organism in Eukaryota, Metazoa, Chordata, Mammalia, Rodentia, Cricetidae. Gene Ontology annotation, molecular function: single-stranded DNA binding; 5'-tyrosyl-DNA phosphodiesterase activity. Bases 393 to 1376 code for a protein of 327 amino acids. Gene Ontology annotation, biological process: double-strand break repair. The transcript has 10 exons.
UGUCGCCUGCAGGUGUGCCUCGCAGGUGUCUCUACUGGACACCAACUGCUGGGCGGUGAGGCUCAUCGCGGAGCCUGGAGAUUGCUGGGGAUGGAGGAAAGUCACGAACUUUUGGAGUGGACGUGUGUCUUACUUUAUUCCUGAAACGCAGCAUGGUGCCUGGGAGAAUUCUUCAGUGAGACUACUGAAGUUAGGGCACAUAUCAUUUCAUUGGUGCCGAGACUCGAGAGACUCUUCCGCCCCAGGCCCCUCUCCUGGGGUCGGAACCAAAACCGGGGACCUUCUUGAAAACAACCCACAUGUUCCAUAUGCCUGAGCACAACCUCUCCGAAUAACACUGGCUUCGAUUGAAAGCCUGAGCCCCUACUUCGAGCAGCCAGAGAACGACCAGCAUGACCAGACCAGCCUCUGACAUCCUUCCUAUCAGAGGCCUAGGAAGAACCGAGGUAGGCGUGGAGGACUGGACUGAAUGCUGGGAGAAAGAAGGGCAAAGUUGGAGAGACGCCAUGGAUCCUCAGUCGGAGACAGACCUGUUGAAACUUUCCUGUGUUAAUCUAACCAACGAGGAUUUUGAUGAUACCACCAUUUUAGAAACCAGUCCAUCUGGAACUCCUCUAAAAGACAACAGCAUUAUCUCUUUCAUUACCUGGAAUAUUGAUGGAUUAGAUAGAAACAAUUUGCCAGAGAGGGCUCGAGGGGUGUGUUCCUCCCUAGCUUUGUACAGUCCAGAUGUGGUAUUUCUACAGGAACUUAUUCUUCCAUAUUGGGCCUACCUAAAGAAGAGAGCAAGAGGCUACAAAAUUAUUACAGGUAAUGAAGAAGGAUAUUUCACAGCUAUACUGUUGAAGAAAGGAAGAGUGAAAUUUAAAAGUCAAGAGAUUGUUCCAUUUCCAAAUACUAAGAUGAUGAGAAACCUUCUGUGUGUGAACGUGAGUGUGGGUGGAAAUGAAUUCUGCCUUAUGACGUCCCAUUUGGAGAGCACCGGAAAAUAUUCUGCUGAACGAAUGAGUCAAUUAAAAACGGUUUUUCAGAAAAUGCAAGAAGUUCCAGAUUCAACUACUGUUCUAUUUGCAGGAGAUACAAAUUUAAGAGAUAGAGAAGUUAUCAAAUGUGGUGGUUUACCUGCCAAUGUUUUUGAUGCCUGGGAAUUUUUGGGCAAACCUAAGCAUUGCCAGUAUACAUGGGAUACAAGAAUAAAUACUAAUCUUGGGAUUCCUUAUGCUUGUAAGCAUCGCUUUGAUCGAAUAUUUUUCAGAGCAGCGGAGGGCCGCCUUAUUCCCCAAAGUUUAGACCUUAUUGGGUUGGAAAAACUGGACUGUGGUAGAUUUCCUAGUGAUCACUGGGGUCUCCUGUGCAACUUGAAUGUAGUAUUGUGAAAAGCUUUCCAAGUUUGAACUUUAUAUGUUUGCAGUAGUUCUGGAUUCAUGUAGAUCUCAAUCUUUCAGGAAAGCUAGGUAUAACACACAAGACUUAGCAAACUGGUUCAUUAGUACAGCAAAAGCGGUUACAUUUUGCUUUGCAGCUUGUGUCCUGAGAAUUAAAAAUUGGUGUUUGUAAUCAAAGCAUGCUUGCGUUCAGAAUGUGUGGACCUUUGUUGAAGGAACACAGCCACUCAGCUCGUAAUAGUGCUCAUGGCUGCCAUCAGGCUUUCAAGUAGUGGCCAUAUUGUCUCAGGGCUAACUAUCACAACACUACUGUUAGGAUUGUUAGGCUCCAAAAUAAUAUUAAACCAUUUUAUCAAGAGAAAAAGCAAGGUACUGAAUACUUGAGACCGCACUGUGUCUUAGGAUUUGUAAGCUCAGAAACUUAAGUGAAAAAGCCAUGGCCAUGUGCAUUAGAUGAUGUGUUGUCUAUCAGACUUAAUUCUUGUCUGCUGAUAGUAUAACUGACUUAGUCAUGAGUUAAAUUUGCACUUUAAUUCCAAUAACUUCUGAUUAAUGUUAAUUUUUUUCCUGAUAAGUGAUACAGUUAAGCUUGGUAAUGAUUACACGCAGCUUAAGCAACAUGGGGAUUAUUUCUUAGAAUAAUUCAUGAAGAAAAGUAACCUUUUGGAAUUGUUACUAGUAAGAUGGAAAUACUUUUUAGAGGUGAAUAAAAAAAUGCAUUUUAAAAAAGUGUUCUGUAAAGAAAAGAUGUACUGUAAAUAAAGCGUUGAACCUGUGUGUGACGA